This is a messenger RNA of Bursaphelenchus okinawaensis, 5863 nucleotides long. The record is from the annotation of a GenBank genome assembly. NCBI's taxonomy places the organism in Eukaryota, Metazoa, Nematoda, Chromadorea, Rhabditida, Aphelenchoididae.
AUGAGGUAAGAUUUCAAUAUUACUGUGGACAUUGUUUGUACUUUGGUGUGUUAAGUUCGUUUAUAUUAAUCAUGAUAAUUAUAUUGAACAUGAGAAUUAUAUUGUCUAAAAUGGCACGGAUCAUUGUCAUUUUUUUAAAUUAUAAGGUAGAAGUAAAUUCUUGGCGCUUUUUACCUUUAUUUUCUGUGCAAAUUGGCGCCAAGACUUUUCGGUCUUUUUAAUUUCGUUUUAUGUUGUCUUAGUUUGAAGAUCAGACUAAUAUUAUGUUUUUAUAGAUUGUAGGCCACUUAAAACUUCAUUUUUAAAUAAGUUUUUAAAAAUUUAGGUGUGAAAACACUAGAAAAUACUGUAAAAAUUGCCAUUCUAACCCAAAAUUCAUAGAUAUGAAGCUAUAUUAUCAUGAAAAAGCAUCCGUCUCGCUAUGACCAAGCCCUUUCAUCCCCAGCAAAGUGCAUGCACCAAGUUGUAAAUGACAGUUUACCGUUUUGGCAAUAUUUUGGAAAAAUUUAAAUAUAUUUGAAUGAUCGCUGGAGGGCUUUUUGUGCACGAAAACGCUCUCGAGGGGAUCCUUUUCUCAAGGGUCUGAAACUGACGGGCUUAACGAGUAAUUGUUUUAAGUUGUAGCACGAGAGAGACGAGACUGACAUCUCGUGUCACAGCCGCUAGCCGUUACCAUUAUAAUUUGUAAUAUGUGUGGGCUGACAUUGUAAAUACAUGUUUGUAAUGUUGUUAUGUUUGUGGGGGAGAGAUCGGUCAGAGGUGGGUACGGUAGCGGGUUUUUUGGGUUUUAAUAGGGUUGUUGAAGGUUACGGUAGGGGAGAUUUUAGAUUAUUGUAGGGAUAGGUCCAAAGUUGAGUGUAGUCGUUUAAUCGGUCCAAAAGUUCAUAGAAAAAGGCUUUUAGGCGCCGUUUGGUUUAAAAAAGUUCAACUGUCAUUUUUGCUGCUUGGCGGCUACUGUAAUUUAUAAAAACUUUAAGUUUGGAACUCUUCUUCAUAUAUUGUUACCUAAAUUUCUAACUCGACCAAUACUUUUGAGCUUUUCUAAGCUCUUUCUUACCCCCGCCCCCCUCCAUCUUAACUAUUUUAACGUAAAGAUCCCAAAAUAUCAUACUAGACCAUAACAAGCGCUAUGCCAAACUAAACGUAUCCUCGCAUCACUCCACGCCCAAAAUAUGUUUCCUAAUUUGCAAUACUAUGCAGGUGUGCUAAAAGCGUGCCGGCUUCAUUUCGUGCCGACGGGAUUCAGUUUCAACUUGUUCCACGGAUGACUUAUCCAUUUUCCCGCGCUCUUUCUUUGACCCCAGGGCAUAUGAUUUCUGGAGUCCGGAAUGUAUAAUACCCUACCUCUUGUUGAGCUAAUUGUACUCCUUAUUGUAUGCUUUUGGCUAUUCUGUGUUUGUACUCUUGAAUUAAACUGAAUUAGCAUAAAAUUUUGUUUUGGAAAAGGAUUGUUACGGUAAUAUCUUGGUUUUACUGUAGUUUCGGAGUUUCUUUAAAAUUAACUCUUUAGAAUUUAAAGAUAGCCCCUACCUUACCUUAGUGUCUUGUAAUAUCAGGUUGUCCGAAUAUGAAUGAGCCAAAGUUUUUAAAGUUGGGCGUUUUGAAUGGCUCAUUCAUAUUCAACCUGAUAGUAACCACAUAGCAUUUAUGAGCUUUCUUGUUAUUUUAAUGAAGAAAUUUACUUUCCACAGAUACAAUAAUAUAAAAUCCACUUUUCAGCUGCAGGCCUCUGGCCUUUGCCAUGCGAGAGCUGACGGUGGGCCAACUGAUCAUGUCGUUGUUCAGUAAUAUGGUAUUCACACUGGAAAUGCACCGAGGUUGGUUUGCGACUGCUGUUUCUUGUCCCGCGUGUUUAAAGACUUGUCUUUGAAGUUACAGUAUGAUCAGUCCAUUUUACAGUACUUUAAGGCUAAAAGCUUUAUUUUAUGGUAUUUUUUAGGCUAUAUUUUAUUUUUUUUUGAAAGAUAUCGAUUAAAAAUGGCACAAAAAAGGUGAUUUACCCUCAAUAACCAACCAAAAACUUUUGCGAUACUUAAGAUUAGACUAGACUGCGGCCUAAAACCAAAAAAUAGCCUUCAGUCUAAGCCCUAUACUAAACUAGUCAAAACUUUAAAGUAGCCACCCCUAUGCUAGACUGUACUUAUCUGUCUGUUUGCACUGUUUCUUGUGUUCAGGCUUGUUGCUGUUGCUGGUGUUGUUUGCUGUCGGUCCGAGUAAGGCGCUUUCUUCCUAUCAGAACUUUGUGGGCUUGGCACGGCACGCCCAGACCCCCAUCCUGCCCGAGAAGCACCGCAGCCGACACCAGAGUUCGAGUUCGUCCGAUUGGGAUCGGUUCGAGCAGCCGUAUCAGCACGAUACGGUACGGCACAAAGAGCGUACCAACAUGGAACGAUCGCGGGGUAUGGUUAUGUUCAGAUAAGAUCGGUUGUCAUAGUAAAUGUUGUGCCAGUAGAACGGUGAUUGUGUGUUAUAUGAGAAGAUAGUGAGUGUGUGAUGUGUAUGUUGUGUUAUACGAUCUACGAUCGUACAUGUUAUGUGUUACAUCCACAUACGAUUGUUGUGUGAUACGAUGUGUGUGUGCUUCUCAUAUUCUCAACCUGUUACCCAUGAAUUCUGAACCCGAUUUCAGCUGUUUGGGCAGGCGAUCACGAGCGCUUACUGUAUGAUCGGCUUCAGCAUGGCUACAACGUUCUGGCACGGCCGGUCAAAAACGAAUCCGAAGCCGUUGUCGUGCAUCUUGGUAUGGAUCUACAACAGAUUCUGGAUGUGGACGAGAAGGCUCAGACCAUCACUACCAAUGUUUGGCUCAAUAUUGUAAGUUAGGCUACUGUAACAUGACCUUAGGUGGUAGGUUAUGUUACUGUAAGAUGGCUUUACUAUAGUAAGAUAGGCUAUUUCGAUGUAAUAUUAGGCUACAAUAACAUGAAUUUAAGUAGCAAAUUAAGUUACUGUAACAUGCUUUACUAUUGUAACGUAAGUUGGCUUGAUUUUCCGUACUGUAGCAACUUAGCCUACUGUACUAAGAUCCUAGGAACUAUUUUUGAAUAGUACAAAGAUCGUUGACAAGUUGGUAAUGUUUCAGAAGUGGCACGAUGUUUACCUAACGUGGGACCCCUCCGAGUAUGGGAACAUCAAGGAAGUCCGGCUGCCUAUAAACAACAUCUGGAAGCCGGACGUGCUCCUCUACAAUUCUGUAGACCAACGCUUCGAUGCCAUGUGGCCAGUGAAUGCAAUAGUAACAUAUACGGGUAAUGUAACGUGGAUUCCGCCAGCCAUAGUCAAGUCAACGUGUCGUAUUGAUGUAGGUAUCCUCGAGGGCUUUACAUACUUUAAAAUUACAGAGAAGAUAGUGAAGAUGCUAAAGAACAUAUAGACUAUCUUUGCAAUGUAAUUGCAGCUCUUAGGUUAUAUUGUUGUAGGUAACUUCAUUUACUUUCUAUAACGUGUAUUUCUGCAUGUACUUCGAAGUAUAAUACUAAAGGAAUUUUGGUCCAGCUUUAAUGAAGCAUAUUGUUGUAGGUAACCUCAUUUCCCUUUGAUGAUCAAACUUGCUCCAUGAAGUUCGGAUCGUGGACGUAUUCUGGAUUCUUUACAGACCUAUAUAACUCUACAGUAUCGUUGGAUCCAUACACUCCCAAUGGAGAAUGGCAUCUCUUGAGUAAGUGUUGUAUCUUUCAACUAACAUUAUAUUAUGUUAAUGUAGGUCAAAGGGUACUGUUUCUAAAAGUGGUAUUGUAGACAAUUGAGUACUAAUGGGCACUUCCUAUAGAUUUUGUUUAUAAGGGGGAUGUUUUGCCCAUAGCCAUGUCUGGACCCAUUUUUAGCCUUUUUACGAGUCUAUUAUAGCUGUGCUCUUGAACCUACUGUAACAUGUUUUACAAAUAAGUAAGGCAAUUCAAAUUCAGAACAACAAAAUAAUUGUAAAGCCUAACCCAUAGCCUCCAACAGCCCAAGAAGGCCUUAUAAAACUUAAUUUCAGGUGCCACCUCCCAUCGUAACCGCAUCUUCUACGAGUGUUGUCCCGAGCCCUACAACGACGUCACCUUCAAGAUCUCGGUCCGACGUCGCACCCUCUACUACGGUAUCAACUUGGUGAUCCCAUCCAUCUUGAUCUCGUCGCUAGCCCUCCUCGGCUUCGCUUUGCCUCCAGAUUCAGGAGAGAAGCUGAAUCUUUGCGUCACCAUCUUCAUGUCACUCUGUGUGUUCAUGCUGAUGGUGGCUGAGACCAUGCCUCAGACGUCGGAUACAUUACCGCUGAUCGAGGUUUACUUCACGUGUGUCAUGUUCGAAGUGGGGGCGAGUGUAAUAUGCACGGUGAUCGUGCUCAACUUCCAUCAUCGCAAUGCUGAAGCCUACUUCCCCAUGCCCAGGCUGGUAUGUUGUUCAUGACUUUGAGUUUACAUUAGUAGUAUAGGAGUAACAUCGUAUAGUAUAUUAUUCUUUAUAGUACUUGUAUUAUAGUACUAAUAAAUGCCCAUCACUAAUCAAUGCAUCAUCUAUUGUUUAAACAAAGUAAACCUCUUUCCAGCUGAGAAUAGUCCUCCUGGACUGGUUCGCCUGGAUAUUAAGAAUGAGCAGACCGAGCAGAGUUCGCGUCGGAGAUAACAAUGAAGAAGAUCAGCCCAAGAAGACCUUCUUAACUUAUCUACAAGGCACUGAAUCUGGACUCAACAACUCUCAUGUCAUCGUACCGACCGUAGAGGUGGAUUCAAAGCUUUUAGUCCACCCUCAAGUCUACAGUAGUAUUCAGAAUGGAUACGGCCAUGGAGAAUAUAAGGUGUCGUCUAAUGGCACCGACUACCACAUUGGGAAAUGUCAUAAGAAAAAGAGUGAGUCAUAUCAUACAUAUUACAAGGAUAAUAUAUAACAAUAUCAUCAAGUUAAUAUACUACACCUUAUAGACAUUAGUACAUCAGAAAACUUGCCAGCUUAUCUACUCUAGAUGCUCGUAAAGGUAUAUUUUUAAAAUAUUUAUAAUUUUAGGCGCAGACAAACAACUGGCGCGGCAUAAAAGGCUAGCCGAAAGCAUUGAAGGCCGUUUUAUGCAGUUCCGAGCCCCAGAUGAAGCCAGGACUAAAUUAUUAUCUACUCCAGUAAGUUAAACACACAAUAAAUCAAUAUCUACUCAGAAAUUGAAUAAAAUUUCCAAUUUUUUAAAUUUUAAAAAUUGCACAGUGCAGGUUCUCAACCCGUCGCACCGUGCGGUCACUAGAAUCUCUUAGCUUCAGAAUCCUCGUAUUUUAUAAAUCUUGAAAUUUAAAAAAGUUUCGCUAGGAGGCAUAGAAAGAUUUCCUUUUGAUGACAAUAAUGUCUAAAACACAUUCAGAUUGGAGUAGAUCACACCAGCAAUCAUGUACAACAUAAACCCGAACCAAUACAUAGCUGUUUGAGUAACACUCAGUUUGAGGCUCUGAUGAUGCAUCUUAAAGUAAUAUCAGGGAAAGUGCAAAAAGAGGUAGGUAUUACUUAAAUUCUCUGGAUUUUAGGUAACAUUUGGAUGAAAACACCAAUUUUUAGAUAAUAAUUGGCUAAACAGCAGCUUUUAGGUAAAAUUUGGCGGAAAAAACCAAAUUGUAAGUGACAUUUGGCUGAAAAAACAUAUUUUUUCCGAUUUUUUAGAUAAUAAUUCGCUGUAAAACUCUUUUCACGCCCAUUUUAAGACAAUUAGCAAUAUUUUAAUAACAACACAAAAGUUACCACAGUGAAUGAACUCACCUGUCUUCAGGAAUACCUAAACGAGAUCCACGAGGACUGGAUGUUCGCGGCGAUGGUGGUGGAUCGGAUCUGCUUCAUCACAUUUUCAGGAUUCUUGUUUCUCUGUACCGCCCUCAUCGUAUACAGGGCGCCACAUCUCUUCGCCUAA